Otolemur garnettii (small-eared galago) is the source of this 816-nucleotide messenger RNA. Its product is annotated as histone H2B type 1-M. The coding region runs from base 40 to 420 and encodes 126 amino acids. NCBI's taxonomy places the organism in Eukaryota, Metazoa, Chordata, Mammalia, Primates, Galagidae. The transcript has 2 exons. The record is from RefSeq and is a predicted model, not a curated record. Gene Ontology annotation, cellular component: nucleosome. Gene Ontology annotation, molecular function: protein heterodimerization activity; DNA binding; structural constituent of chromatin.
UUCCCAGGUGUUUGCAGCUGCAUUCUUUUUAACGUUAGGAUGCCUGAACCUACGAAAUCGGCUCCUGCCCCAAAGAAGGGCUCUAAGAAGGCAGUGACUAAAGCGCAAAAGAAGGACGGGAAGAAGCGCAAGCGCAGCCGAAAGGAGAGUUACUCUGUGUACGUGUACAAGGUGCUGAAGCAGGUUCAUCCCGACACCGGUAUCUCCUCUAAGGCAAUGGGCAUCAUGAAUUCCUUCGUCAACGAUAUCUUCGAGCGCAUUGCGGGUGAGGCUUCUCGCCUGGCACAUUACAACAAGCGCUCCACCAUCACCUCCAGAGAGAUCCAGACUGCCGUUCGUCUGUUGUUGCCCGGGGAGCUGGCCAAGCACGCGGUAUCUGAAGGCACUAAGGCUGUCACCAAGUACACCAGCUCCAAGUAAACCUGCCAAGGGAGAGAUACAAAUGCAGAGAAGAAAUGAAUGCAUAAAAUAACUGAAAAUAUGAAAUGUAUUCAUAGAAGUUAAGAAGUAUGAAAAGUCUGAUCUGCCUGAGAAUGACUAGUGUCUGUAUCCCAUCCAAAUCCAACCCAUCUUGGUUUGCUGCAUACUGACUCAUCAAAAAGAGAUCAUUACCUGAGUGGAAGAAACUAAACAAGGUCUUUUAGCUUUUUCAUUUUAUUUUUUAAGUUACAGAAAUAGAAUCUACUUCUGUACAGACCUAAUUACUGGGUAAUUCAUUAUUUGCCAUGGACUAUCUUUGCAAAGAAAAGUCUGAAUGAGAGGAUGGUAGAAAGUCUGUAAAUGUUAUAAUUAAUAAAAUCUGCAGAGAAUUUGGAA